Mollisia scopiformis is the source of this 4689-nucleotide messenger RNA. RefSeq lists its product as uncharacterized. Gene Ontology annotation, biological process: regulation of ARF protein signal transduction. Gene Ontology annotation, molecular function: guanyl-nucleotide exchange factor activity. The coding region runs from base 1 to 4689 and encodes 1562 amino acids. The record is from RefSeq and is a predicted model, not a curated record. The transcript is spliced from 7 exons. NCBI's taxonomy places the organism in Eukaryota, Fungi, Ascomycota, Leotiomycetes, Helotiales, Mollisiaceae.
AUGGCAAACUCGCAGAAGACAUCCAUUUCAGUAGCGGUCGACCCCGUCGCGCUGAUCACUACAGAAUGUAUAACAGUUACAUCUGCCAUGCGCAAACAUGCUCGAUGGGCUCAUUCUUCAGUAUCUGCGAUCCUUGGCGGAAGUUCCACGCCGAUGAGUCCCAGUUUACAAAGCUCGAGGCCUGCCACUCCGCGAGACGACCUUAACAAGGUUAAAGGACACAAAUCUAGAUCAUCUUCAGGUCUAACGGACGGCGAUGAUGGAGGGCUGGCAAAUCGAUGGGGGCUACGGGGUAAGAAGGGCAAAAGCAUGCAGGAUAACCCUUUGAUGGCUGGCUUUGGGCGACUGAGGCGUGAAUUAACUGGCUGUAAAGAUAUACAUAAAUUCGAUACACCAUCCUUACUGCACCCUUUCCUCCAAGUCAUCCAGGCUUCUGCGACCUCUGCUCCUAUUACCUCUCUUGCUCUCGUUGCAAUCACCAAGUUCUUCUCCUACAACCUAAUAAGUCCAGAAUCCCCACGACUUGCCCUAGCCAUGCAAUCACUAUCCGCAGCUAUAACACAUUGUCGAUUCGAGGCCAGUGACUCUGCAGCCGACGAGAUUGUCCUUUUGCGGAUCUUGAAGCUCAUGGAAGGAAUGCUGUCAGGCCCAGGAGGAGAUCUGCUGAGUGACGAGAGCGUCUGCGAAAUGAUGGAGACAGGGUUAAGCAUGUGCUGCCAAUCAAGGUUAUCGGAACUGCUACGACGAUCUGCAGAAAUGUCUAUGGUUAAAAUGACACAAGUCAUCUUCGAACGUCUGAAGCAUCUGGAAAUCGAGGCUGGAGACGAGGCUGAGGCUUUGGAUGAAAAGACCAAAGAAGACAUGGACACCGUGAAAAUGGAUCCAUCAGCAAAUGGCAACGAUGCUAUAAAGUCAUCCUUAGCUGCGCCUCCUGGCGAAUUACGGCCAUCGUCAAGUUUUGAUAAAACGAGGAAUGGAAAUAAUUCUUCCAUGGACAAUGUCUCUGAGAUGGGAGUAGCUCCGGCCUCCGAAGCUUCAGAUGAAGCGCCCAUAAAGCCAUAUUCUUUGCCAUCUAUACGAGAACUUUUCAGAGUACUCGUAGACUUACUCGAUCCCCACGAUCGUCAGCAUGCUGAUGCUAUGAGAGUCAUGGCUUUAAGGAUCAUCGAUGUGGCGUUGGAGGUAGCUGGGCCUUCAAUUGCCAAGCACCCCUCCCUUGCAACCUUGGCGGAAGACAGUCUGUGCAGAUAUCUAUUCCAAUUGGUUCGAUCAGACAACAUGGCAAUAUUGCAUGAAUCACUGAUUGUUGCUGGUACUCUGCUGGCCACUUGUAGAGGUGUGCUCAAGUUGCAACAAGAGCUCUUCCUCUCUUAUCUGGUUGCCUGCUUACAUCCUCGAGUUGAGAUCCCAAGAGAGCCUGGGAUAGACCCUUCACUGUAUGCUGGUGUGCCGCAAUCCCCGAAGCUGGUCAAGCCCCCACCAUCACAAGCAAGCAGCGGGAGAUCUACUCCAGUACCCGUAAAAGACCGGCAAAAACUUGGCAUGGAAGGUGGAUCUAGGAAACCUGAUGCCAGGGAAGCAAUGGUUGAAAGUGUUGGUGCUCUUGCACGGAUACCCAGCUUCAUGGUUGAGCUCUUUGUCAACUACGACUGCGAGGUUGACAGGAGCGAUCUAUGUGAGGACAUGGUUGGAUUACUAUCUCGCAAUGCCAUCCCUGAUUCUGCGACUUGGAGCACAACCAGCGUGCCACCACUUUGCUUGGAUGCACUGCUGGGCUACGUUCAGUUCAUCGCGGAACGACUAGAUGACGAGCCUCGAUUUGAUGGUUAUCCAGAUCGUGCUCAACUCCGCGAACAACGUCGAAGAAAGAAGAUAAUAAUCCAAGGAGCGGCAAAGUUCAACGAGAACCCGAAAUCUGGACUCGCAUAUCUCCAUGCUCAGGGUAUCAUCAAGGACCCAAAAGAUGCCAAAUCUGUCGCUACUUUCCUGAAAGGUACUGCGCGCAUCAAUAAGAAAGUGCUUGGUGAUUUCAUUGCGAAGAAAGGUAAUGAGGCUGUCAUUGAAGCCUUCAUGGAAGAUUUUGAUUUCAACAACAAGCGUAUUGAUGAGGCACUUCGGGAGCUCUUGGAAUCAUUUCGACUGCCAGGAGAGUCAGCAUUGAUUGAGCGAAUUGUCACUAUUUUCUCCGAGCACUAUUGCGCUGCCGAGCAGUCUGAAGCAGUUAUUGCAAACAGCGAUGCUGCAUUCGUAUUGACUUAUGCCGUCAUUAUGCUCAACACCGAGCUCUACAACCCCAAUGUCAAAGCAGCAAACCGUAUGACUGUCGAGCAAUUCUCGCGCAAUUUACGUAGUGUCAACGACAAAAAGGACUUUCCGCUAGAGUACCUUCAAGCCAUCUUCAACUCGAUCAAGUUCAAUGAAAUCAUCUUACCAGAAGAGCACGACAACAAACACGCUUUCGACUAUGCUUGGAAAGAACUCCUAUUGAAGACAGAGUCUGCUGGAGACUUGAUCAUUUGCGACACGAAUGUCUACGACGCAGAUAUGUUUGCUGCAACUUGGAAGCCAGUAGUUGCUACUCUUUCAUAUGUCUUCAUGUCUGCGAGUGACGACGCUGUGUUCUCGAGAGUGAUUACAGGCUUCGACCAGUGCGCACGAAUAGCAGCAAAAUAUGGCCUGACCGAAGCCGUGGACCAAGUCGUCUAUUGUCUGAGCUACAUCACCUCUUUGUCCACAGAAGCACCCUCAAAUACAAGUCUCAACACUGAGAUUCAGGUUGGCGAGAACAGCGUCAUGGUCAGCGAACUUGCGGUCAAAUUUGGAAGAGAUUUCAAAGCACAACUCGCCACCGUUGUUCUAUUUCGAGUAGUAACUGGAAGCGAGGCUGUUAUCAGCAGUAGUUGGAAACAUAUCGUUCGCAUUUGGAUCAACCUCUUUGUGAACUCCUUAAUACCUCCUUUCUUUGCACCAAACCGCAUGGAAAUCACCCCAAUCCCUCUUCAGCCACCUUCUCAAAUCAUCGAUCGUGGUCAGAAGAGCGAAAGUGGUCUUUUCUCUGCUUUCACCUCGUACAUUUCAAGCUAUGCUGCAGAUGACCCACCAGAGCCUUCAGAUGAAGAGCUAGAGAGUACGCUGUGUACUGUAGAUUGUGUGAACGCAUGUUACAUGGGGGACGUCUUCGCCAACGUUGUCAACAUGCCUGUUGAUGCUUUAAAGCCUCUCGUUCAAGCAUUACUUGAGCAACUCCCAGAUGAUCCAACUUCCGUGGUCAUAUCCGUUAAGUCUGAAGCAGAACCGCAACCAGGAACAAACGGUCAGAAGUCUGUUAUCAAUGGGCCAAUAUAUGACCCAUCAGUCGUUUAUCUAUUAGAGCUUUGCACUGUGCUGGCCCUCCGAGAUAAAGAGACCGUAUUGAGUCUCGGUAGCAGUGUCGCUGGAGCAUUGCAGGGAGUGAUGCGUAAUGCACAUAGCUAUCAUUUCAUCAUGACAUCGAGGACAAUGUUCUAUCUUCUCCAUUUGCUCCAUGCAAGCUACGAACACGACUUCAUCCGCGUGCCUGUCGUGCUGCACACAAUAUCAAGCUUCAAGAAAGAUCUCUUCGAUCGCUCUGCGCCACUGGUGCUGCAAGGUUUGACCGCAUGUAUCAAGGAGCCUGGGCCUCUCAGAAACGAGAUCAUGACUUCUCCUGACUUUUGGGUCAUCCUUCGGAAUUUGACAGGGAAUGCUCAGUCAGCUCCUGUUGUAUUCGAAAUCCUUGAGGGCGUGGUUGUCGGCACACCACCAACCAUAAUGGCAGACAAUUACGAGUCGGCUGUGAGGUUGCUGAACGACUUCGCAUCGACUGGUAGCGUGGGCUCGACAGUGGAGCAGAAGCAAGACAAGAAGGCGAGACGUGGCCAGCAGCAGCAACAGCCUGCAAAGCAAGCUAAGCCGCAAGUCGAAGCCGCUGUCGCUAGGGGUGUCUCCGCAAUCAAGAUGAUCUAUUCAUUAACAUCGCGAAUACCGGUAUUAAUGAAGCAGUCACAUCUAGAAAGCAAAGAAGCCUGGGCCGCAUAUUGGUCACCAAUUUUCCGAGCUUUGACCACACAGUGCACGAAUCCUUGUCGACAGAUUCGACAUGAGUCUUUCGCUUCAUUACAACGAACACUUCUGUCACCUGAACUGACUUCUGGUGAGCACGAGGAGUGGACUGCUAUCUUUGGCGAAGUACUCUUCCCUCUUAUCGUAAGACUUCUGAAACCCGAAGUCUACUCUUCGGACCCUGUUGGGAUGAGCGAAACCAGAGUCCAAGCAGCUACGCUGUUGUGCAAGAUUUUUCUGCAUUACUUAGUUCUGCUUUCAAAGUGGGAGGGAAUGCUGGAUCUUUGGCUCAAAAUCCUUGAUAUUAUGGACAGAUUGAUGAAUAGCGGGCAAGGUGACAGCUUAGAGGAAGCAGUCCCCGAAAGCCUGAAGAAUAUCAUUCUUGUUAUGUCCAGCAGCGGCUACCUCGUGCCGCCUAGUGAGGACCCAUCUCAAGAGAAACUAUGGACAGAAACAUGGAAACGCAUCGAUAGGUUCCUCCCAGACCUGCGAAAAGAGCUUGAUCUGGACCCGAAAGAACCACCCCCAGCUGCUACCGAACUAGCAGCUCCUGAAGAGAAGAUCGAUGAACCAGCUGCUUCAACUGAAGUGGAGGUAGCGGCUGAGUAG